GUAGCGACACGUGGAUUCGAUAAAACUUCGAUGGAGGAGAUAUAAGUAAUUAUAUAACUGUUGUUUAACCACACGAUAAGGUCGUGAGAAGAUGGGUGGGUACCUGAAGGUAGCAGAUGCAGUCCAGCGCCAAGCAAAGUGUGACGAUAUGCAAAGUGAAGGCGGAAUCCCUGUGACCAGUGAUUGUCAACACUCGCGCUCACUGCAAAAAUCUAGCCGCCCGUCGUGUGCUAGCACAUUGUUCGAUGACUCGUUUUUAUAUUUGUUUUCGCUGCAACCCAAACACACAGCGCUUCAGUCAUUACGAAAACAACUCGACCAAAGCAUUCGACCCCCAACUGCGCAUUCGAGCUGAAACGAGAACAUGGCACCCUCGCCCACCCAUCUGGGCACAAGGAUGAUGCGUAGUCUGUUGACGCGCGGCGACGAGGAUAAAGUACCUGCCGAGCUCAAAGGAGCGCUCUCGCUACUACAACUGUCGGAUCUUGAAGGACUCGAGGAGCGCUUUCUCGCUAAUGAUGCGUUUCUCAAGCCAUGGGCCGUGUUUCGCGAUUCUCUCUUUGUUGUGAAGCCUGGUGCAAUUACUGCCGCGACUGCAGUUGCUACAAGUGAUGGCGAUAGAGGAGGUAUUUCGCGUACGGACUUGCUGUGGUUUUAUACACAAUUCGACCAAAACACAUAUCGCCACGAUCCCAAUGUGGAUACCAACAGUGUAUCCUGUGCUAUCGACAAGCGAGACUGGCGUGUUGAGGAGUAUGAGAAGCACCUCUUCGCGUGGCUGCUGCAGACGUUCAAAGUCGGCAAAGCGCACAACCCGUGGGGAUUCGAUUACUUUCAACUUCGAAACAUUUGCACUGCUUGGCAAGCAGUGUUUGUACCCAUUGUGGAUGCAAUCCGUGCAUCAUACAGUAUCAAGGGUCGCCGACACUAUGGGCGCCUCGCGCUCUUCGUCGAGGAGAGAUGCCCCUCUGGUCUUGCCUUCCCCAAAGAAAACGUCAACAUCCCCCCUGACAAUCUAAUAUCUUCAACUUCUUGUCGCGUCUUACUCAUGCCAAAGGACAGUAAGGAAUCAGGUGUGCUGACACGAAAGCAUUACGACGAGACUGAGAGGGAACUUCGUUCUGUCUAUCCCCAGUACGGUGGCUUAGUUGAACGUCCACGGUUCAAACAAAAGAUGGAGGUGUGGCUAGAGGAACAACGAGCGAGGGCAAACCUGAGAAAGGCUGUUGAGCGGACUAAUGAAGCCAAGCGUAUUCAAUUUAGUGUUGUCAGGCGCGAUGAGCGUCGAACUCCGGUGAAGAAGAUACUCUCAGGCAAGCACGAUAUGGAUCCAGAGAAAGAGUGUGGUGCCAGUCCAAUCAAGCGCUACUCGAACAGCUUACGACGCUCACUAUCCCGCAGUGUGUCUAAGCAGAUGCCAAGGGAGGAGCCGAAGAGUCCGUUGCAUGGAGUCAUACGUCAGCUCUUUAUACCUGAUGAUCCGCCGUCGCCUGACCUACUGAAUGGGCAAACCCUCUCGACAACCGAACGAAAUUUGAGCAAUGCUUCAACACGUUCAUCCAAUACGACUAUCGUUACGCCUUGGCCUCGUAUGGACACACAGCGCAAGCCAUCUGAGCAAAGCGUCUACGAUUCAGUCCGCGUGUCCAGUUCAUUCAACCCUUCGAAUGGGACACAGAAUCUACAAGCACACGCAAAAACUAAUGGACCGGAUUCAUUGCCCGAGGAUCAGAUCACUGCCCUUCUGCACCCUUUGUACCGAAGUAGGAGCACGCAACGUGAGCAGCAAGAUGCAUGCACCCCAGCUAGCGACCAAAAGUCAUAUGCGGAGUUACAAAUUCCAAGCAAUAAUGGUAGCGAGUGGGAGAAGAAUCUAUCGUUGAGGAACUUAGAAGCAGUCAAAAAAAAUACUGGUCGGACCCUAGAGCCGAAGCGGACCGCAAAACCACCCACCCGCUUGCCCGGACCAAUCAAGCCUACUCCAUAUACUGGCCACCUGCGGGUCUCUUCAGAAAACAACAACCGUACCGUACUGCCCAAGUCCUCUGGGGGACCCGAUACAAAUCUUCCACAGCCAGUCGCGUGGCCGGGUACGGAUAACUCAGAAGAGGGUAUUUUGCCACCACCAUCCAAACCAAUGCGCAGUGACCAGGAUGCAGUGACCAAUUCCGGACUUACUGUGCUGCAAACGUUCAACACACACAUGUUCCCGCGCAAAGAAAAUCGAAAGGGUACCCCAGUGGGAGCAUGGGUCGGUGCGCCGAAAACCAGAAACGUAACUGGCGAGUUUUACUAG
This is a messenger RNA of Bipolaris sorokiniana ND90Pr, 2296 nucleotides long. RefSeq lists its product as uncharacterized. Lineage: Eukaryota; Fungi; Ascomycota; Dothideomycetes; Pleosporales; Pleosporaceae. Bases 365 to 2296 code for a protein of 643 amino acids. The record is from RefSeq and is a predicted model, not a curated record. The transcript has 2 exons.